UAACCGUUUAUCACCCCUAGUUUCCUCCCUCUUCCCCAUAGGGCCAUAAUAUAAUACCACUGGUUCUCUCUUCUCCCAAUUGUCACCUUUAUCACAGCUUUCAAAGGUCCAACCCAACCAAAGGUUCCUUCCCAUAUAUUAACCCUUUGCUGUCCUUUAGAUUAUUUCCUUUCCUCAAAUAAACAAAACUCCAUAGGUUCUCCCAAAGAACACUAGAACAGUAUCCCAUUGUCUCUCUUGAGCCUUGUCUCUUGCCAUCUUCUUGGUUUUACUUUUAUAUAUGCGAACCAACUUCACAACUUUCCCCUCCAUUUCUCCCCACUCUCUGCAGAGAAAAGCCUGCUGUGAAUGCCAGAGUUCUGAAUUUGCAUGUUCUGUUAAACGCAAGCUACAGUAAUAUUUGCAUAUUGAUCUCUCUGCCUUCCUGGAGGAAAAAACUAUGCCUCCAACGUACUUACCCUUGAGAUGGGAAAGCACAGGAGACCAAUGGUGGUAUGCUGCCCCAAUAGAUUGGGCAGCAGCCAAUGGCCACUAUGACUUAGUCAGACAGCUCCUCAAAAUCGACAACAACCACCUCAUCAACCUCACAUCCUUGAGACGAAUUCGUCGCCUCGAGACAGUGUGGGACGAUGAGCAAUCCUCAUCCUCCUCGUCCCUUGACGUGGCUAAAUGCCGGUCCCAUGUGGCUAGGAAGCUCUUCAUAGAGUGUGAAUCGAGCAAGAGUAGUGGUGGGAAGAGCAAUUCCCUUGUGGCAUCUGGAUAUGGUGGAUGGCUCAUGUACACGGCUGCCUCAGCUGGGGACUUGAACUUUGUUCAAGAGCUCCUUCAGAAAAACCCCUUGCUUGUGUUUGGUGAAGGAGAGUAUGGUGUUACUGAUAUACUCUAUGCUGCUGCUAGGAGCAAGAACAGUGAAGUUUUCAGGCUGGUUUAUGACUUUGCUGUCUCUCCAAGGUUCUUGGCUGCAAAAGGUGGGGGUUUGGAGGAGCAUUUAGGGGACAUUCCUCUCACGUACAAGUGGGAAAUGUUGAAUAGAGCUGUUCACGCUGCUGCUAGAGGUGGGAAUGUUUCCCUUUUGAAGGAUCUUCUUACUAACUGUAGUGAUGAGAUCUUGAGCUAUAGAGAUAAGCAAGGAUCCACCAUCUUGCAUGCUGCGUCAGCCAAAGGCCAAGUUGAGGUGGUUAAGUAUCUUAUAUCAACCUUUGACAUGAUCGAAUCAACAGACAAUCAAGGCAACACAGCAUUACAUAUUGCAGCUUACCGCGGCCAGCUACACGUAUUCCAAGCUCUAGCCGAAGCAUCUCCGUCGAUGCUUGCAUCUACUAACAAUGCUGGUGAGACUUUCCUCCACAUGGCAGUCUCAGGCUUCCAAAACCCUGCAUUCAGAAGACUGGACAAGCAGAUUGAGCUCAUGAAGCAGCUGAUUCGUGAGGGAAGUUUCCAUAUCGAAGAAGUUAUCAAUGCCAAGAACAAUGAUGGAAGAACAGCACUCCACACUGCAAUCCUUGCCAAUAUGCACUCUGAUCUUGUCCAGCUCCUGAUGGCCGUCGAAUCAAUCGAUGUGAAUGCUCGAGACGCAGAUGGAAUGACCGUGCUUGAUUUGCUUAAGCAGCGCCCUCGUUCUGCUUCUUCUGAUGUCCUGAUCAGGAAGCUGAUCUCUGCUGGUGGGAUUUUCAGUUGCCAUGAUUACACGGCAAGGAGAGCCAUUGCUUCGCGGCUUAAGCUGCAAUCUGGGUUAGGAAGUCCAGGGACUUCCUUUAGACUCUCCGAUACAGAAGUUUUUCUCUAUACUGGAGUUGAAGUUCGAGCAAAUGGUGGACAAGGCAAUGGAGGAAUGAGUUCAUCUUCCUUGGAACUGAAUCAGGUGGAUUAUACAACGGCGAAGAAAGAAGAAGAUGAGACUCCUAGCCAUGCUGCUCAAGGGCUGAAAAGGGUACUCCAAUGGACCAGGAAAAAGCAUAGGAAGCCUGCUGAAGGACACAACAGAAAUUGCUCAGUAGCUUCAUCAUCAAGGAGAUGCAGUACAGUAACAGCAGCUAGUACUACUGCUUCAGAUGAAAACCAAGCAGCAGCCCCACUUCGCCAUCGAUUCUCUACCAAGCUAUCAUUAACACCACCAUCUACAGCAAGCAACAAGAGGACACUGGCAGUUAGGAGCAACCAAUCAAGUCCAACAGCCAAGAAGAAGCUUGCUUCUGGGGCAUUAGUCCAUGGAGUCGUUCAGGCAUUGCCACAGAUCGCAGUUCCUGGAGCGAGAUCACGGUCUAGUUCGUUCUCCAAAUCGUCCCUCUCUUCUCCAUGCUCAAAGGGUGUGCUUGGUGAAGCCGAGGGAUUGGAUGGAGGGUCGCCGAGCUCGAAACACAACCACCACCACCAUCAGCAUCAUCGGAGGUCGAGGAGUCAGUACUUUUGCUUUGGAGGGUCAGGCGUUUCAGUGAAGAGUCCAGUUAGUAGUAGCAGGCACAGGAGGCAGCAGAGUGCUAGCUUUACUCCAUCUAUUGUGUCAGUUGCUUAACAAACAAACAAAAAAGGUGCAAGUUUUAGAGGAAAUGGCAGCUAAACUGACUGACAGAAGACUCUAGCAAAGUUCAUAAUAAGGCAUUCCCUAAUUAGUAGAAUGUCUUCUUAAUAUCUCAUCCGUUUACCUGCAUAAGCUCAAUGUAAUUUGUACCUGUGUAGUGUGUUUGAAGAUAAAGAAAUGGAAACAGCUUGUUUUCUAAACUGUGGCUGACCAAUGAGGUCUCAAAACUGAAGCCAACUGUGGGAUUGGCUUCAUUCAGAUUUGGGCUUCUGGGCCUAAUGAUUGGGCUGAAUCCUAACUUUGUAUUAUUGGACAGGCUUAGAGGUGGGUAUGGAAUUUGUCAAAUGCUGGCAUGGGCUGUAUUUGGGCUGUUCGCAUUGAUUGUUGAGGCUAAUGUGUGGCCCAUCAAAAUAUGAUGAUUGUUGCAUUUGUUUACGUUUUGCCUUCCACUUUAGGCUUUGUAUAUAUAGAAGACUU
Molecule: messenger RNA, 2995 nt
Organism: Linum tenue
Lineage: Eukaryota; Viridiplantae; Streptophyta; Magnoliopsida; Malpighiales; Linaceae
Source: the annotation of a GenBank genome assembly